This is a messenger RNA of Trypanosoma theileri, 4509 nucleotides long. RefSeq lists its product as uncharacterized. The coding region runs from base 1 to 4509 and encodes 1502 amino acids. The record is from RefSeq and is a predicted model, not a curated record. The transcript has a single exon. NCBI's taxonomy places the organism in Eukaryota, Euglenozoa, Kinetoplastea, Trypanosomatida, Trypanosomatidae.
AUGGAAUCCAUUGGCUCCUCCGUGGCGAAUGUAGAUCGACACCUCGAUGCCAUUGAGUACUCACUCGGGAGGAUGCAGCGGCAUUCCAGAAGGCCCAUCACACCAUUUAACUUAAUUACAUCACGCAAUAAUCCCACUGAAAAGGCGAGACAGAGUAGUCAUUCACAGCCUUGGACAAGAAAGGCAUCAUCAAGAGAUCUAGAUAGACAGCUUUCCUCAGCUCAUCAUACGGGUACAAGUGUGGAAGCAAAUGUGGGUAGAUCACAACCACAAACAAGUAAAAGUGUAAGUGUAAGAAAAGGCAAGCCACUUGACUUGCGUUCGUGGAAAGGCGGUAGUAGUAGUAGUAGUAGUAGUAGUAGUAAUGUCGGCAUUGCCCCGUCUGCCGCAAUGCCCGCACAACUGCCGCAAUGUAUUUCGCGUAAAUCUAGAAAAGGUGAGAGUAGCGAUAAGAAAACGUUAGGUGGUACAUAUCGUUUCAAAAAAUCACCUAAACAACGCAAGUCGAUGCCACUUCAUCACUCUUUCACAUCAUUGCUCAGCUCUAGUUCAUCUACACUGUUUCAAGAUUCAUCCCCAUCCUCUAGAACCUCAUCUUGCUUUUCUCAUUCACCCUCAGCAUCAGAGAAACUAUGUCCCCUAUUGGUGUCUACUGUAUCAACAGCACUGACAUCAGCUAGUAUUGCAUCCUUCUCAUCCAUAGAAAACAGCACCGCAGGCGAACUCGCAACACGAUGGUUGCAGUGGCGCAAAGCAUCGUACGACCUCCUUGCUUCACACUACGAAAAGUGUCACGGAUUAUUCCUCAUCACUAGAAAAAGGGGACAUCGCGGUGCUUACACUAUAAAUGCUCUCGAUACUUCAAACGAGGAAAGGCAUCAACAGAGAGAAGCAGGACAACCAAACGACAGUAGAGAAUACCUUACUACGCCAAGCGAAAGCAUUGCUUCGCUAGAUUCUAUAAGUGAAGAUGAGGAUACCUUCGAAGUAUAUAACAACAGCAAUAUCAUUAAAACCAAACAGCACCCUCAUAAUACACCAAGCAAUGUAUCAUCUCAACGAAAUAAUACUGUGCAACAGCACCAGAAACAGUACAUACAACAGCCUGGAACACCAUCAGAAAUGAGAAGAGAGGUCAUUGCUGCUGUAGAGCGUGAGGCGGCAAAACGCAAUCUGGAGACCCGUCAACGCUUAGUGGACAGGGAGGACGCUGAGCGAGAUGCUCUGGAGCAGGAUGAGGACGAUUGCUUCACCCAUCUGCUAGAACUAAUGGGAAAAGAGGCCAUUGUGGUUGCACAGCGUGAGGCGGCAAAACGCAAUCUGGAGACCCGUCAACGCUUAGUGGACAGGGAGGAGGCUGAGCGAGAUGCUCUGGAGCAGGAUGAGGAUGAAUGCUUCACCCAUCUGCUAGAACUAAUGGGGGAACAUGUCAUUGCUGCUGUAAAACGUGAGGCAGCACGUGUGGCAGCCGAAUUUGCCGCGCUGCUAGACGCCGAAUCUGCUGAACGACACACAAUAGAGGCAGAGGUCCUUCGUGCAGCAACUGCCCUCGAGCGAGACCUGCAGCGCAGUUCCCGGAGUGCCAUUAACCGCGAGAGACGCCGGCUAGCUGCUGAGGCGACCUCAAGAGCACGUGCUCAGUGUGAAUCCGAGACAAUUGCCGCUUCGGAGUCGUCUCGGCAACAGAGUGUCAUGGAAGAACACCAGAAACAGUACAUACAACAGCCUGAAACACCACCAAAACUUGUAAGAGAGGACCUUGCUGCUGUAGAGCGUGAGGCGGCAAAACGCAAUCUGGAGACCCGUCAACGCUUAGUGGACAGGGAGGACGCUGAGCGAGAUGCUCUGGAGCAGGAUGAGGAUGAAUGCUUCACCCAUCUGCUGGAGCUAAUGGGAAAAGAGGCCAUUGUGGUUGCACGGCGUGAGGCGGCAAAACGCAAUCUGGAGACCCGUCAACGCUUAGUGGACAGGGAGGAGGCUAAGCGAGAUGCUCUGGAGCAAGAUGAGGACGAUUGCUUCACCCAUCUGCUGGAGCUAAUGGGAAAAGAGGCCAUUGUGGUUGCACGGCGUGAGGCGGCAAAACGCAAUCUGGAGACCCGUCAACGCUUAGUGGACAGGGAGGAGGCUAAGCGAGAUGCUCUGGAGCAAGAUGAGGAUAAAUGCUUCACCCGUCUGCUAGAACUAAUGGGGGAACAUGUCAUUGCUGCUGUAAAACGUGAGGCAGCACGUGUGGCAGCCGAAUUUGCCGCGCUGCUAGACGCCGAAUCUGCUGAACGACACACAAUAGAGGCAGAGGUCCUUCGUGCAGCAACUGCCCUCGAGCGAGACCUGCAGCGCAGUUCCCGGAGUGCCAUUAACCGCGAGAGACGCCGGCUAGCUGCUGAGGCGACCUCAAGAGCACGUGCUCAGUGUGAAUCCGAGACAAUUGCCGCUUCGGAGUCGUCUCGGCAACAGAGUGUCAUGGAAGAACACCAGAAACAGUACAUGCAACAGCCUGAAACACCACCAAAACUUGUAAGAGAGGACCUUGCUGCUUUAGAUCCAGUAUAUUAUUGGUCCGAUAAACUAAAUACUGUUGCUGAUAUAUGUAUGAAGUUAGAUGGGGUUGCUCAAACGCCCGAGCAUAGGAGUGGGGUCCGUUCUGCUCAGACGGAAGCAGCUUACUUUGGUAGUAGUACUAUCGCUUCUCCGGUGGCAAUAACCACAGCUGCGGCCCCUCCGAACAACACUGCGGAACAGUGGAAGCAGCUCUAUUUGCUUUCGGAGACAAUACAAACUAAUUUCCCUGGGUUGAGUACUACCGUAGUGGCUGUCCAGACUGAUAUCAAGGAAGAGGAAAAUACCGCUCCUCGCAUAGGCGUCCCUGUACGAUCUAGUCGAACCUCACAGACACUGAUGGCAUUGCAUGUCGCCGUUCAGACAAGUGAUGAAAUGGCCCAAAAUGCCAAUUGCGAAGGAACACAUGGCGUUCCUACCAUCCCCGCUUUCACGUCAGAGAAUAAUAAUAAAGCAAACCUGUUAGCUGAAUUAGACUAUUGUAUUUUCCCUGAAGACGGUAAUUCUGAGUUUCAGCAGAAAAGAAUGCACCAUCAAGUGGAAGAAGAAUACCAUAAAUCCAACGUUGUGGUGAGCAGUUCUUCAAGCUCAGUAAGACCACUCUCAUCUCAUGGCAGAAAGGCAGGUACUACUGGUAUGAAGGCGAAAAAAGAAGUGUGUGUUACAACCGCACACCAUGGUUUGGAGUUAUUAACGGAUGAGCAAGACUCACCAAAUGUGGUAGUGCCAAUUGAACAGGAUACAUCUCCUGGAGUUGGGGACGCAAAAAGCAUGCAUAAGGGACGCUCAAGCAAGAGACGAGGCGGUAGCAACAGUAGUGGUGGAGGUGCUGAUGGUAUCCCUCUUGCUGCUGAUUCUACUACCGCCCCUGGUGCAUACUCUGAUGAAACGCAAUGGCAUAUGCGUGAUAGUUUGAGUUUUGAUGAGGAUAGACAAGCUGCCUCUUCGCAAUGGGGGUUUGAUGUGUUUGAUACAGGUUUGUAUGGUGAUGAUUAUCUACAGGCUGCUGUAUUUCGUGAAUUGCUACGGGUUGAGAUUCGGCACCGGCGUCACGUAGAGCGACAUGAAGUGAUGGAACGGAAUGAGCUCCGGUGGGAGGAGUUGACUCACUUCCGUGUAUUAGUGAGGAAUAUUGCUUCUGCUGCUAUUCCCACUUCUUCUUCUUCUCAUAUUCCAGCUGCAAUUCCAGCAGAUGCCGAGUGUGUUGUGGCACAUGUGGAUUCUGCGGAACCCAACACUGCAUGCACUGCGGAUGAUGCAUUGCGAUGGUCUGCUGCGGAUGAGAAGGAGAAUAUCACACCGAGAACAGAAAUCCCGAGACCAUUCGCAACGACGGAACGAAAGUCAUCCACUGCUUGGUGUGUGGAUAUGAUAGAUGGACCUUGUGGGACGCCACCGCACCUCCGUCACCGGCCAUGGGCACCAAUGCUUACCCGUCGGGCUUCCUGGAUCAGGGAUGACAAGAACCACAAUAACUAUAAUAACAGCGGCGGAACAAAAACGCCGUCGUUAGUGGGGUCAAUAACAAAGAAGAAAGGAAAGAAGGGGAAAGUUGUCUCGUUUUCAAGGAGUCCGGGUACACUUCCAUAUAGUACUGAGAGUGAAGAAGAGCUACUACUAGAAACUUAUGAAUAUCAUCCACAUGAUAUGACUUUAUACCAGACGCCUGAGAGUGUUCCCGCUAAAAGAAGUACCAAAUCUACGCCUGGUUAUGCUCAGCAGUAUAAACAGCGUUUAAUGCGGCAGCAGAGUGCAGAUGGGGUAUAUGCGAAGGAUCCUCUCUACUGUAGGGUAACGACAUGUUUUCUGGAAUCUGCAGAGUGGCGUUAUCAGAAGAUGUACGUUGAUCAACAGUUAUAUAGAUCGCCAUAUGUGGAACGACGUAGUGGUAGCGCUCGCAAAUGCGCUGACGUCAUAUGCGAGGAGGUUGGACGAGCACAUAGCUCCUGGUAG